Messenger RNA from Theileria parva strain Muguga, 1081 nucleotides. It is a transcript of the gene Gtf2h3, whose product is annotated as Transcription factor Tfb4 family protein. The coding region runs from base 1 to 1047 and encodes 348 amino acids. Gene Ontology annotation, biological process: regulation of DNA-templated transcription; nucleotide-excision repair. The transcript has 8 exons. The record is from RefSeq and is a predicted model, not a curated record. Lineage: Eukaryota; Apicomplexa; Aconoidasida; Piroplasmida; Theileriidae. Gene Ontology annotation, cellular component: transcription factor TFIIH holo complex; transcription factor TFIIH core complex.
AUGAUGAAAAGUAUGUCGAUGGAGGAGAUAUCGGACUUGUUGGUGAGUGAGAGUGUGUCGGAUUCCGUACCGUCAGAAGAUGCCCUGGUGUUAAUUUUGGAUUUAUCGCCUGGGCGUUGGAGCUCUGGCGUUCCGCUGAGGCCUGAGGAGCCUGAAAAGCGCAUUCACUUGCAUAACUUCUUCACAGUACUCGCCAACUUCUUAAAGCUCUUCGGGUACAUGUCAGUCAGAAAUAAAACACUCAUCAUCACAGCCAAUAAUCACUCAACGAGGAUAUUGUAUGAGGGUUUUGUGUAUAAUGACUGGACAGAUUCUUGUUUCGGCGUUAACUCCUCAGUUUAUACAAAUUCACAACAUUGUGACACAGACAGAACGGGUGAGAAAGUUGACAAAACGUUGGGUGUGAUGUGGAAUAAGAUGAUUGACUUUAUUAGUGAGGGUUUAACGUAUCCAGACGCCGACACGCAACUCACCUCAGCAAUCGCCACAGGAUUUCUAUACUUGAACAGAAUAAGGAUGAGGAACGAGGGCUACGGAAGGAAGAUAAUAAUAUUUGACGUGUCAACCUCUGAAAAUUACAAAUCGCAGUACAUCGGACUCAUGAACAUCGCAUACUCCGCUCUCGCACAAAACAUUACCAUCAACACCUUCGCACUAGGACAACCCUCCAGAAUUUUGGAGCAGUUGAGUUCGAUAACGAGGGGAAAGUAUUUGUUAGUUUCCAAGGUGCUAAACUUCGAUUUAAACUUCAGUCACAUCAACCAAUACCUCUCACAACUCAUCACAUUUUGGUAUUUACCGUCGGAGGGGAUGAGUGAGCUGCUGUCUACGAAUUUAUCGUUUGAUUUUGGGAACGUUGGAAUCUGCUACUGCCACUACAAAAGCGUCGACGUCUCAUAUCUAUGCCCCUGCUGCUUCGCAGUAUAUUGUUCGGAGAUAGAUGACAAGGGGAAGUACAGGAUAAUAUGUAUGGUUUGUGGGUCAAGACUUACCAGGAAACUCAUUAAACAAAAACUCGCCACCGAAGCCGAUUUCUCCAAACUCUAAUCUCACUCACUCAUAUAUUAUUUUUAUAUUAUAU